Molecule: messenger RNA, 561 nt
Organism: Cladocopium goreaui
Lineage: Eukaryota; Dinophyceae; Suessiales; Symbiodiniaceae
Source: the annotation of a GenBank genome assembly
AUGCAAGAUAAGGAGGUGCUUUCCGGUGCUGAAUGCAAGAUACUAGUGAAAAGCCCAGCAGCUGAGGUCGUGAAAGAUCAUGCACUUGUUGAUUCACAUGAUGGUGUUCUGGCCUUGAUUCCCAAGAGUGAGGGAGCUCACAGCAUUUGCGUCCAUUGCGCUGCGAAGGACCGAUUGGCGAGCUGGGUCGGCGCUGGCCGCAAGCUACGCUGGUCCAUCGCCUUCGACGUGCUCGGUGCUUCCAGCCUCGGACUGCUGUCGGACCCGAAGAAUGUGGCUCACUUGUCUGACUUGAAGGGUGCACAGGCCCAAGUGGACCUUCUCUUGGAGCGCAUCAAUGCCAUUAGUACAGAGAAUGACUAUGAAAAGGCCUUUGAGGCAAAGUUCGUGAAGGCAUCUGAAGCUGUCAAUAUGGACGUCGCAGCCUUUAAAUUCCUCCAGAUCAUUCUGAUCACCGGCGUGACCGCAUUUCAGAUUCACAACCUGGCAAAGUUUCUGCAGAGGAACAAAUUCCUGGAGUGCUGUUUGCCCAUUGCCAUGCGGAUGAAGCCAGUGAUCUGA